Messenger RNA from Balaenoptera acutorostrata (minke whale), 2007 nucleotides. It is a transcript of the gene BDH2, whose product is annotated as 3-hydroxybutyrate dehydrogenase 2. Gene Ontology annotation, biological process: siderophore biosynthetic process. Gene Ontology annotation, molecular function: 3-hydroxybutyrate dehydrogenase activity. Lineage: Eukaryota; Metazoa; Chordata; Mammalia; Artiodactyla; Balaenopteridae. The transcript has 10 exons. The record is from RefSeq and is a predicted model, not a curated record. Gene Ontology annotation, cellular component: cytoplasm. Bases 127 to 864 code for a protein of 245 amino acids.
UACAAAUCCCAACAUGCAUUAGGCACCUGACCUGUUUUUGCACAAAGGUCUUAAGUUUGUUGCCCGCGCAGUGAUCUGGAGGACGCCAUCAACUUGCUGCUCUAAAAUUAAACCACAGGUUCCAUUAUGGGUCGACUUGAUGGGAAGGUCGUCGUCCUGACAGCAGCUGCUCAGGGGAUUGGCCGGGCAGCUACCUUAGCUUUUGCAAGAGAAGGUGCCAAAGUCAUAGCCACAGAUAUCAAUGAGUCCAAACUUCAGGAACUGGAAAAGUACCCAGGUAUUCAGACUCGGGUCCUUGAUGUCACAAAGAAGAAACAAAUUGAUCAGUUCGCCAAUGACAUUGAGAGACUUGAUGUUCUCUUUAAUGUUGCUGGUUUCGUCCAUCAUGGAACCAUCCUGGACUGUGAGGAAAAAGACUGGGACUUCUCAGUGAAUCUCAACAUCCGCAGCAUGUACCUGAUGAUCAAGGCGUUUCUUCCCAAAAUGCUUGCUCAGAAAUCUGGCAACAUUAUCAACAUGUCCUCUGUGGCAUCGAGCAUCAAAGGAGUUGUGAACAGGUGUGUGUACAGCACAACCAAGGCGGCUGUGAUUGGUCUCACAAAGUCUGUUGCUGCAGACUUCAUCCAGCAGGGUAUCCGGUGCAACUGUGUGUGUCCAGGAACGGUUGAUACCCCAUCUCUGCAGGAAAGAAUACAAGCCAGACCAAAUCCUGAAGAGGCACUGAGCGAUUUCCUAAAGAGACAGAAAACAGGAAGAUUUGCAACUGCAGAAGAAAUAGCCCUGCUCUGCGUGUACCUGGCCUCUGAUGAAUCUGCCUAUGUAACAGGUAAUCCUAUUAUCAUCGAUGGAGGCUGGAGCUUGUGAUUUCAGGAUCUCCUUGCUGGGAAGGCAGGCCGUUCCUGUCUACAGUGAACCUGCUUAUGAAGAAAACUCACCCAUCCUCUCUUUCCUAUUAAUGGCAUAUUAAUGAAAACAAGACCUUUUUGAUGAUGUCAUUGUUCACAAGAGUCUGAUCCUUUAAAUAUAUUCAUCUCUUUCUAAUCUCUUCUGAAAUCAUUGUAGAUAGGUGAGAUAAUGAACUCACUGCAAAAAGAACAUUUUAAGAAUAAAUCUCAAUUUCUAAGUAUAUAAAAUUAAAAUGUGAAUAUGAAGAAAAAAGGAAGUUUUUUUUUUUUAAGAAAAAAGCUAUUCAUUUCUAUUUUACUUCUGUUUUGCAGUAUUCAAAUAUUUUUGUACGAUUCUGCAUUGGUCUGUAUGUGGGUACUAAUUUUAAAAUUUUACACGGUUAUAAGUGAACACCAAAGGUAUAAAGGAGUUUGGCUUCAGUAACUUACACUUAAAGGAGUUUAGGUUCAGGACUAUAUAUUGGUGAUCUGUUAUGUAAAAGAAAAAUAAUCAUCAGAUGUUUAUACUUAAUGGAUGUCAUCACUUAUAAGUACUUGUUUUUAGUCUAACUAAAAAGUCUUUAUUAAAAUAAGCAAUAUUUGACAUGGACAUAAGAAACAUAUAGUUAACUACCUUACAGUAUUGUCAGUUUGAAGAAUAUUUUUUAGAUUAAGUAUAGAUUUCCUCACCAAAUUCUGAGAUAACAGACAAGAGAACAUGAAACUUAGCAAUAGUCUCUGGAUGAAAAAUCAGAAAUAAAUCAUGUAACAGGAAACAAAUAAAAUUAAAGAAAAUAAAAGUUUCAAUAAGAAAUUUAAAUUCAUGGAAAAUAAUUCCAUAACAGAUUACUAGGGAGAAGUUUUUUCUUGUUCUUUUAGUUUCAGGGUUUUAUGUUUGUGUUUUAUUUGUUGUUACCUCAAAAGACCAAAUGGUAUGAUGCACAUGUAGAUACUCAGAAAAUGAGCAGUUAAUCUUUCAUCUUAGAACUGUAACAUUAAAAAGGAAAAUUUUGAAAUGGACAAUGAAAGUUCAAAAUUUUAUCUAUGAGGAAGAACAUGCAGUUGAUGAAGGUAAGUUAAAACCGACAGCAAAAAAUAAAAUAAAAUAAAAUCUGACAGCAAA